UGUCUUGGGGGUGACCUGUGUGCUUGGUGAGGAAGUAGGGAUGGUGCUCGGGUCAGGCUGGUGGAGGAGCACGGCCUGUGUGAGACAGACAGCCCAGGGGUCACCAGCCUACAUGACCAAACCCAAAGCUGAUUUGCCUCAGCCUGUGGGCCCUGUGGCCAUGUGCAUGUGUCCAUCAGGGCCAUCUGUGCCGCAUCCUGUAGCCACGUCGCUGCCAGCCCCCAGGCUCACUGGGGCCUGGUGGUGGUGGUGGCAGCAGUGUGUCUGAGCCGAGCUCCUCCCCCUCUCUUUCAGGGUCCCUGGCAUGUUGCUCAAGGCCUUCUUCCCCACAUGCUGCAGCUCAGUGGACAGCGGCCUGCUGGUGGGCCGGUGGGUCCCAGAGCAGAGCAGCGCCGUGGUCCUGGCUGUGCUGCACUUUCCCUUCAUCCCUGCCCAGGUCAAGGAGCUCCUGGUGCAGGUGCAGAGGGCCAGCCGGGUAGGCAUGGCCGUGCUGGGCACCUGGUGCCACAGCCAGCAGGAGCCCGAGGAGCCCCUGGGCCACUUCCUGGAGGGCCUGGGUACCAUCUUCCCCCAUGAUCCCUGGCUGCAGCUGUGCCGGGAAAGGGGCAGCAAGUCCUGGAGCUGUAAAGUAUCCUGCCAGCAGGCACCUGCGGCACUGGGGGUCCCCUGUGAGGACCAAGUCAUGCUCAUCUUUUACGACCAGCGCAAAGUGCUGCUGUCCCGACUGCACCCAUCUGCGGUCCUGCCUGACCACCAGGCUGGGGACGCCCCGGCCAGCACCAGGGGCCUGGCUGCUGUCUUUGACACAGUGGCACGCAGCAAGGAGCUCUUCCGCAGCAACCAGUUCAACGAGGGCCCCGUGCGGCUGAGCCACUGGCAGUCGGAGGGCGUGGAGGCCAGCAUCCUUGUGGAGCUGGCAAAGUGGGCCUCGGGGCCUGUCUGCCUGCUGCUGGCCUGCCUGCUGUCACUGGUUUCGGCUGCCAGCACCUGCCGGGUGUUCAGGCUGUGGCCCCUGUCCUUCAUCGGGAGCAAACUGUCCACCUGCGAGCAGCUCCGCCACCGGCUGGAGCACCUCACACUUGUCUUCAGCACCCAGAAGGCCGAGAGCCCUGCCCAGCUGAUGAGGAAGGCCAACAUGCUCGUCUCUGUGCUCCUUGAUGUGGCCCUUGGCCUCUCGCUACUGUCCUGGCUCCACGGGAAGAACCGAAUUGGGCAGCUGGCUGAUGCCCUCGUCCCCGUGGCUGACCACGUGGCCAAGGAGCUUCAGCAUCUGCUGCAGUGGCUGAUGGGGGCACCCGCUGGGCUCAAGAUGAACCGGGCACUGGACCAGGUGUUGGGCCGCUUCUUCCUGUACCAUAUUCACCUGUGGAUCAGCUACAUCCAUCUCAUGUCCCCCUUCAUCGAGUGCAUCUUAUGGCAUGUGGGCCUCUCAGCCUGCCUGGGCCUGACCGUCGCCCUAUCCAUCCUGUCGGACAUCAUCGCGCUCCUCACCUUCCACAUCUACUGCUUCUACGUCUACGGUGCCAGGCUGUAUUGCCUGAAAAUCUAUGGCCUGUCCUCGCUCUGGCGUCUGUUCCGGGGGAAGAAGUGGAACGUUCUGCGCCAGCGGGUGGACUCCUGCUCCUACGACCUGGACCAGCUGUUCAUUGGGACUCUGCUCUUCACCAUCCUGCUGUUCCUCCUGCCCACCACAGCCCUGUACUACCUAGUGUUCACCCUGCUCCGGCUUCUGGUGGUCACUGUGCAAGGCCUGAUCCAUCUGCUCGUGGAGCUCAUCAACUCCCUUCCACUGUACUCACUCGGUCUUCGGCUCUGCCGGCCCUACAGACUGGCGGCUGGCGUCAAGUUCUGCAUCCUGGAGCAUGAGGCUGGCAGGCCCCUCCGUCUCCUGAUGCAGAUAAACCCCCUUCCCUACACCCGCGUGGUGCACACCUACCGCCUCCCCAGCUGUGGCUGCCACCCCAAGCACUCCUGGGGUUCCUUGUGCCGCAAGCUGUUCUUCGGGGAGCUCAUCUACCCCUGGAGGCAGAGAGGGGACAAGCAGGACUGAGGAGCCCAACCCACCACAUGGCCACAGCCAGCUGUCCGUUCUGCCAGAGGGCUCUGACUGGGGGCAGUGCACAUCCGUGCAGCAGC
Molecule: messenger RNA, 2136 nt
Organism: Galeopterus variegatus (Sunda flying lemur)
Lineage: Eukaryota; Metazoa; Chordata; Mammalia; Dermoptera; Cynocephalidae
Gene: PIGQ
Product: phosphatidylinositol glycan anchor biosynthesis, class Q
Exons: 10
Coding region: 305-2050 (581 amino acids)
Biological process (GO): GPI anchor biosynthetic process
Cellular component (GO): endoplasmic reticulum; membrane
Source: RefSeq, a predicted model, not a curated record